UUUUUUGUUGGCUUGUCAGGCGGCACGAGACUCGCGGCUUUUAGCAUGCAGUUGUUGAAAUGAAAUGCGAGAAAAUUUCGAAACCAUCAUCAGACACGCGGCUGCUGAAAUAUUUCCAUUAAACUUGUACUCCGGCACCUGUGAAUUAACAAAUCGAAGUGUAUAUGACGUUAUUGAGUUGGAGCAUUUAGAUUUCACAUCAAUAUAAACAGGAUUGCGACAUAAAUGCAUUAACUUCCUGGGGCGUAUUGGUCUUACCAGGCUGGUUCUCCAGUGUACCAACCCUGGUGUCUGAGAGAUCUACCCUGAUCGGGAGGAGAUGAGCUGGGCAGAGGAGGACUGGACGGUGGGCCUGUCUGGCCGGACCCUGCAGAAGGUCAAGGAGCUGCAGGUCCAGCAAGAGAGGCUGAACCGAGAGAGACAGCAGAAACAGCUGCAGCUAGACAGCACACAGACCUCCCUCAACAAACAGACUGUCAAGUAUGAGGAGGUGCGCGGGGAGCUGCAGUGUGUACAGAGGGAGUUACAGGGGGCUCGUGAGGAGGUGCAGGCAGGUGUGUGUGCGCGGGAGCGUCUCUCUCAGGAUCUCCAAGUGAAACAGGCCCAGGUGUGUUCACUUGAGGGACAGCUGGGCUCGGCACGAACCCUCACACACACCCUCGAAAAGGAGGUCAAAAGGUUGGAGGCGGAGCUAGAGAAGUUACAGACCACUAGCAGCUCUGGAGAUUCCAUGUUGUUUUCCACCCCAUGCUGGAAUAUGACAUCACCACGGGACCACAAUGGUGGGAGACAGGAGGACAGGCAGGGACAGAGUGAAGAGGGGGACAAUAAAUCACUACACGUCAGACAACAUCUCAAGUUCGCAGAACCUGCAUUCUCACCCACGCCCAUGUUCCCACAACAACAAGCCAAGGGCACGCCCCACCGGCGCCUGUCACACCAAUCAGACUCCUCCACUCCCUCUGCUGUGUUUCCGUGGGAACGGGAAGAUCCAAAGCCUUACGCCAGGGGACGACCCACUCCUCCUCCUUCUCUCCCCUCCUCCAGCGAUGUCAUCAGACGAGGCCAGGAAGCUGGGGAUUGUGGGAUGGUGGAUGACCUCAGGAGAGAGACAGACAUGUCAGGUUGUGUAGCAGAGCUGCAGGGGCGUAUGCGUGCCCUUCAAGGGGAGCUGAAGGCUGAGUGUGAACGGUUCAGACAGACCCAGGACGCUCUAGCCAACGCCAGGAGAGACCUGACCACCAGAGAACAGAGUCUACAGAGGGCAAAGGACGAACUGAGCCUCGCUCACACGCGCAUCUCACAGGAGAGCGAUCGGGCCCAGUCGUUGGAGCAGCGUGUGAAGCAGUUGCAGGAGGAACUGAAGUGUCAGAGACAGAACACUGAGAGCAGCCGGCUGCAGCACCAGCAACGCACCAGAGACCUGGACAAACAACACCAGAGGGACUUGUUGGAGCUGCAGAAAGAGUGUCAGUCUGUGGAGAAACAGCACCAGCUGGAUGUUAACAAACUGAACCAGGAGGUCCAGCAGGCCAGGACACUACACAACACACUACAGGCCCAGUCUGAGAAGGUGUCCCUUCAGAAGCAGGCGUUGGAGAGGGAUGUAGACGCUCUGAAAGAGAAAGUCAAAUGGACUGAGGGGGAACUGAAGGAGAGCCAGAAGAAAGAGUCCCAAACGCAAGACAAACUAACGGAGUCGGUGCGUGAGAGGGAGGGGCUGAAUGUAACACUGGAGCAGAACAGGAGGAGAGAGAAGAUAGUGGAGGAGGAGGUGAAGAAGCUGACUGAGGAGCUGGCUGAGGCCCUCCGACGCAUCACAGAACUAGAAGACCAGAAGACAGUCCAGCCCUCUGCUGCUCCAAUGGCUCCAGUCCCGUUUAGCCCUGCAGGACAGAGCUUUGCCCUGGUCUCACCCCCACGACAUGGCCGCCCCACCCCACACACACCCUCGGCUCAGACCAACAGACCUGCCAGAGAGGAGCGAGCGAGGGAGGAGGAGGAGAGAGGGAAUGAGGAACGGAGAGCAAAGUACCCCACAGAGAGAGAACCUGGAGAGGGCAUCGACUCAGAACACAUCACUGCGUUUGGAUCCACAGACUCUGAAAAACGACAGAGGGCAGGAGAGAGGGGGAGCGGGGAGGAGAGGAAACGAGAGAAUGAGAGAAAAGAGGAGGCAGAGUCGGUAGUAGAUGGCUGCAUCCCUGGAAAGGAAACAUCCACCAAGGACAAAAACGCACUCAACACACCGAGCUCUCUUUCUCCAACAGACCAAAGUCCCCACCUCACCAGCUCUGCUAGCUCCGACACAGACUACGAGAGCGAGACCCUGUCCAGCCACUCCAAACCCCGAGCCCAGACCACCAGGGCUGAGGGAGACCUACAGAGGGAGAACAGAGAGCUGCGUUCAGAGCUGCAGGACGUUAAGGAUGAGUUACAAAGGAGACUGGAGGAUCUGGAGACCCAGCGCAGAGCGGAGGCCGAGGCCAGGACCAGGCUCAAGCAGCUCAGCCGCAAACACGCCUCCCAGGCUGAGACCACCAGAGAGACGGAGGAGGAGAGGGUCGAGAUGGGGAGAUUGAAGGAGGCACUGGCUGAACUUGAGAUAAAGGUCAGGAGAGAUGCAGAGGAAAGGAAAGAGAGGGAGAGAGAGGACCGGGAGUCUGAAAGCAUGCUGCUGAACCUCCAGCUAAAGAAGCAGCUGGCUGAGUUGAAGACGGAGCUCUUGAUAGAACAGGAGGAGAGAGAAAGAGGAAAGGAGGAGAGGAAGAGAUUAAAAAACAAAGGGACAGAAGGAACGAUCGACCUGACUGUCAAGCUGGAAGAGCUCCUGGCAGAGUUGGAGGAAUUGAAGAACCGUGAAUGUCUUGAAGUGAAGAACGUGGUAGAUAAAAACACCCCUCUGACAUAUCUCACCCUGCACCAAGACAUCAACUCUAACUCCAACAACAACAAGCUACUACCAUCUCCAGACCAGCACCAUCUCCUGUGUGAGUCCACCACUGUCUCGCAGGCAACAACAGCUGAUCUGAUCCGGGAAGAAGGAACUCUGACCAAAGCGCCAGAACUCUCCAAACCUAUUGGUGAGGGAGAGACCAUUGUGGAGGCCCAGAGGAGUGUGUCUGCCUCUGAGCUGGGUGAAACCACUGUGGAAGCCGAGAAAGGGAUAUCUUCCUCAGACCAGGGAGAGACCUCAGACAUGGAGAAAACCCCAGUGGAGCUCCAGAGUGGAGGCCUCUCUGCCUCAGAGCUAGCCCAGGAGGUGGAGCGUCUGCGGGGGGAGAGUGCCAGGGAGGCUGGGCGAGCCAUGCACACCCAGGCCAAGCUGGAGGCUCUACAGAGCCAGGUGACCAGGCAGACCCAGCAGCUGACCCUGGCCUUCGACCACCAGAGCAGACAUAUCCAGGACCUGCUGGCAGAGUUGCAGGAGAAGGAGGGCAGACUUCUCAGGCAGGGACAGGAACUGCAGCGCUGCAGAGAUGAACUGGCCACGCUUAGAGAGGAGAGGGAGAGACCGGAGAGGGAGACAGAGAAAAGGGAGGAAGAGAGACAGAAGGAGGAGCUAGAGGAAGGUAGGGCCACUAUAACCCCUCAGCAGGCUGACCAUAACACAGAUAUACAUCAGAUCACCAAUAGCACUCAGAAUGAGUCUGCCUCUGGGAUAGAAGAGAGUACAGACAUAACAAUGAAACCACUGAACACUACCCAGGCUUCCUCUACACUUUGUGAUGAGGGAGGUCAGCUGACCACUCCACAGAAAAACGGUGUCACAGAAUCGCAUGAUGUAACAGAUAGCACUACCACCCUGGGCAGCCAUCCUGCUGAACAUAAUACAGAGAAGAUGGUGGAUUCUAAGGCUUCUGCCCAGCCAGGCAGGAGUGAAGAGACAAAAAACAAAGAGAAAUUCAUAUCUGACAAUUUAACUGUCGUAUGUUCCAAAGAGCAGAUGGAACAGUCUGAGAGUUCUGAGAUGAAACACAUCCGUAGUGAAGAACAACAUUCAACCAAGGACAGCCCUGCCUUUAAGAGAGGUACUGAGGAGUUGCAGCUAUCCCAGAGAGACCUGAGUACUGAGAACACACAUCUUACUGCAGAGCUGGAGAAAGCUUCUGGUCCUAUCAGCAGGCCAGAAGACACCAGUGGACAGGAGAGAAAAGAUAGUGGAGGAGAGAGUCUUGCUGAAGAGCUGCAGUCUCUAAAACAGAAGAACCAACUGCUGAAAUUGAAACUUCAAGAUGUGGCAAACACAGACGGAGAAACUAGUUCUGUCAGUAACACAACACUAGCAGCCUCCUGUGGAGACCAGGCUGAAAGAAAAGCAAAGGGAAGGAAAAGAAAGAACCAGAGAGGAGGACAGGAAGUUAUCUCCACCUCUGGAGAGCUAGAGCACGUCAGUGACAUCACCUCGGGACGGGAGGCCACACUGCAGGAUGGAGGGAAACCCAUAGACAAGGAGAGAGGGGGAGUAGAGUCGGAAGGAGAGUGGGAGACGGAAGCUGGGGAUGAGGGGAGAGGGGGAGUGGUGGCUCUGCAGGCUGAACUGCAGUCUCUCUCUGAGGAGAACCAGAGGCAGGCUGAGGAGCUGGCAUUGUGGAGGCUGAUGGUCCAGCCCCCCUGUCUGGACCCAGAGGACCCCACCGCUGCUACCCUCAGCCCUGGACACAACACUGCUACCCUCAGCCCUGCUACCCUCAGCCCUGGACACAACACUGCUACCCUCAGCCCUGCUACCCUCAGCCCUGGACACAACACUGCUACCCUCAGCCCUGGACAACACAACAGUGUGACGGUGAUCAGAGAGGAUGAGCUGCUUCUCUCCUGUACCUCCAGUAGACUGUAUGGUAGGACCCUGGCCUCAAGACUGCAUCACUGCAAUUCUAAUGAAGCAAAGAGUCUCCAAAACUCAUCCAGAAAGACCAAAUCUACACAUCACCAAGAGACGGAAAAACUGACCAAUGAACAUAGAGAAGAUGGCAGAGAUGAAGAAGCAGAUGUUCCCCAGACCUCAGAGCUCCAGACCAAGGCAACAGAGCACGCUAACCAAGAUCAUCCAGAAAACAAGACCAAUCCAAACACUCCCAGAGCAACAGAUGAAACCCAGACCAAAGAAAUCGUCUCAAGGCACAAUCUAGACGUCAUAGAACUAGAUAACCUCAUAGAGUUCCCCACUCUAUCUCUCGCUGAGGCUCAAUCCACUGAAUCACAGUCCUCUGAAAUCAACCAUCCCAGUCACCAUCAAGAGGAACCAAUCUCCACUGGUGUUGAGAAUAAAAAUCACUCCUCAGUCCGUAGAAAAGUCACCACCACAACCACCACAUCAGAGUGGCAAACUGAGAGAACGAUAGUGGAGACCAAGGUUCUGAGUUCAAAGGUCAUACCAGCAGGAUGGACAGGUCAAGAGAGAUUGACCUCUGUAGAGGUGAGGAGUACCAGCUCUCAGACAGAGGAGGGGGGAGCAACAGGAGUCUGGACACCGACACAGCCUCCUACUCCAGCCACUCUACCAGAAACACACCACGUAUACACACAGACGGAGGAGGAGGAAGAGGAGGAGAAUGAUGAAGAACCCACAGAAUCACCCCCUGUGUCACCAGUCCAGAUGUCUGAGGCCGAGGGGGACAGGAUAUUGUUUUCUGGUUCCUUCCCGAUCCCUGCCGACCCAGCCCGUCUGGCGGAGCGUAUCCGUCGUAACCGGACUCAGAUGUCUGCAGCGUACGAUGAUACGGAGUACGAACCCUACGGCCUGCCUGAGGUGGUCAUGAAAGGUUUUGCUGACAUCCCCAGUGGUCUUGCCUGUCCGUACAUCGUGAGGAGGGGGCUCCUGGGUACUGCUGCUAUGCCCCGCCCCCGGAGAGACUCCGGCCAGACGUUCUUUGUACAGAUCCACUGGAAGACCGUCACAGAGGAGAAAGAGUUCAUUUCACAGGAUCUACUGAGUACUGACCCCCACCUCCUGACCUCCUGA
Molecule: messenger RNA, 5965 nt
Organism: Coregonus clupeaformis (lake whitefish)
Lineage: Eukaryota; Metazoa; Chordata; Actinopteri; Salmoniformes; Salmonidae
Product: centromere protein F
Exons: 16
Coding region: 320-5965 (1881 amino acids)
Biological process (GO): metaphase chromosome alignment; regulation of G2/M transition of mitotic cell cycle; mitotic cell cycle
Cellular component (GO): nucleus; chromosome, centromeric region; spindle pole
Molecular function (GO): dynein complex binding; microtubule binding
Source: RefSeq, a predicted model, not a curated record